ACAAUGCUCCGAUCAUGCAGGAGCUGCUUCCUUUACAGAGAAGAGAGGUGAUUCCGGCGGCGCGAAGCUAUGGGCUCUGUCACCUCAGCCCUGAGCCGGCCGCGGCGCACCCUGGUGCGUGUGGGCGCCGGGACUUUGCCCGCAAGCCCCCGCCGAGCCCCGCUUGCUGCGGUGCUGAAGCUCCACGGAGAGGAGGAGGCAUUCCCGCCGAAGGGGCCCCCAGCUCCCCGCCGCAGCCCCGGUGCCUUUGCAAAUGAGACAGGUGUCAAACACGCACAACCACAUUCACUAUUUGCCCGGUCUAAGUCACAAAACUGCUUGUGGAACACCACUGUUGGUGGGUUGACCAGCAACUUCAAGGAAAGGCCAAAGCCAACCAUCAUCAAUGACCCUAGACCUCCUGAUGAAAUCUUAGCAGAUGAACUACCACCAGUGGACAGUCCUGAGGCACUGGUGAAAACAUCUUUCAGGAGAAAAUACAAGAAAACGUCACAGAGAUUGCGGUCUUUGGUAAAGCAAUUAGAGAGAGGGGAAGCUUCAGUUGUAGACUUAAAGAAGAAUUUGGAAUAUGCUGCGACUGUUCUUGAGUCAGUAUACAUUGACGAAACUAGGCGUUUACUGGACACAGAAGAUGAACUCAGUGAUAUACGGUCUGACUCUGUGCCCUCAGAGGUCCGUGACUGGUUGGCUUCUACCUUCACACGGCAAAUGGGGAUGAUGCUCAAAAAGACAGAGGAAAAACCCCGGUUCAGGAGUAUUGUCCAUGCAGUGCAAGCUGGGAUAUUUGUAGAAAGAAUGUACAGACGGACUUCAAAUAUGGUUGGCUUGAGCUACCCACCAGCUGUAAUUGGAGUGCUAAAGAAUGUUGACAUGUGGUCCUUUGAUGUAUUUGCACUAAACGAUGCCAGUGGCGAUCAUGCACUGAAAUUCAUUUUCUAUGAACUUCUCACACGCUAUGAUCUGAUCAACCGUUUCAAGAUUCCCAUUUCUUCCCUGGUGUCCUUUGUGGAAGCUCUGGAGGUUGGCUACAGCAAACACAAAAAUCCUUAUCACAACCUAAUGCAUGCUGCAGAUGUGACACAGACAGUCCAUUACCUCCUUUUCAAGACAGGCAUAGUGCACUGGCUGACAGAGCUGGAGAUCUUCGCUAUGAUCUUCGCAGCUGCCAUACAUGACUAUGAACACACUGGAACCACCAACAACUUUCACAUCCAGACACGGUCAGACUCAGCCAUUCUGUAUAAUGACCGGUCUGUGCUUGAAAAUCACCAUGUUAGUGCGGCGUAUCGUCUUUUGCAAGAUGAUGAAGAGAUGAAUAUUUUAUCUAAUCUCUCAAAGGAUGAUUGGAGAGAAUUCAGAGCUCUAGUGAUUGAGAUGGUGUUGGCCACUGAUAUGUCCUGUCACUUCCAGCAAAUCAAAGCUAUGAAGAAUGCUUUGCAGCAGCCAGAAGGAAUUGACAAGCCGAAAGCCUUAUCACUGUUGUUACAUACAGCAGAUAUCAGUCAUCCAGCCAAGGCUUGGGAACUCCACCAUCGCUGGACAACGUCUCUGCUAGAAGAGUUCUUCAGACAGGGUGACAAAGAAGCAGAACUAGGGCUGCCUUUCUCUCCCCUGUGUGAUCGCAAAUCUACUAUGGUUGCUCAGUCUCAAAUAGGUUUCAUUGAUUUCAUUGUGGAACCCACUUUUACUGUGCUGACCGACAUGGCAGAGAAGAUUGUGACUCCACUCAUCAAUGAAGCUUCCCACUCUGACAUGUCCGGAUUCAGGCGAUCCAGCCUAAAUAACAUUAGUCCCUCCGAAGUUAAAAGAUCAAGUGUCAAGAGCACUGGGUCCGAAGGAAGUGCCUCACUUAACUGCUCCAUACUCACUGUGGACUUCAAAUGUUUUAAAGCCACCUGGACUGAGGUGGUGCAGCAGAACAGGGAGAAAUGGAAAGCACAAGCCACCAAAGAAGAAAAAGCUAAGAAAGAAGCAGAGGAAAAUGCCUAUCAGGGAACAGAUGAAAAGGAAAGAGAUGAAAAGGAUGAGAAGCCAGCUGAAGAUGCCACAGCAACAAAUACAGAGAACAGCAAAGAACCAAAUCUUGGGGAAAGCAAAAACACAGAUUCCAGUAAAAAUUCUGUAAAUGAGACUCAGCAAAGGAGCAUGAACAAACACAAAGCCUCUCAAGGGAAAAACACACCUAGGACAGAUAAGGGAAUGGACUCUCAUCACACAGUGGGAGAAGAGAAACCUCAUGUCCAAAAUGGUGAAAUAAAGGAAGACAGUAAGUUGGACAAAAGGGAUAAGUCCAGUGUUGGAGAUAAAUCAAAGAAAACAGAUGGUCCAGUGCAAUGUUCAGCUGACUUAUCAGGCUUGAGUUCCUCGCCAAACCACCUUACAUUGCCAGCCAUCAAAUCUCAGCUGCAUCACCUCAGGAGGCCCACUCACAGCUCAGGAGACUAUUUCCCUGCCUUUGACAAGAAAUUGGAGGAACAUCAAGUGAGAUGUAAAGUGCUUGAUGAGAGGGAAAGGAUGAAGAAGAUUCAACAUAUUUCCCAGAGCUGGAAUAGGAAAUAGCAGAAGAGUUAAAGAGGCAUCUUUUGGAAUGAUGCUCCUCCCAGGCCGAUGGAGGAUAUUGUGCAACCAUUGCACAGGUCAUACUAUAUUGUACAGCAGCUGCAGUUUUGAAUAAAAGGAAGUGUAUGAUUUAACUAAACACUGUAAUGGACAUUUUGUUAGAAAUGUUCUCAAUAGCCUUAUUAUUGCAGCAUAUGCCCACUUAGUACUAAAAUAGCAAUUUUCUGCCUACCACAGGUAAAACAAUAACUCCUGUUUCAGACAGCAAGGGAAAGUUUUUUGUUGUCUAGCAGUACUGAGAAGUACAGUCCUCCUGUCAUAGUGUGACCUAUCAGGAGGAUGCAGGUGGAAGGCUGGAGUAUAAAGAGUCCUCUUGCUUCACUUGUUGGAAGAAGAACACGUAGCACAGCAUUAAAAUUGCUCAAACUCUGUUGAAUGUUAAAUAAUACUGAUUGUUUUCUAUGGCAUUAAUUUAGUCGAGUUUGAUCUCAUGUGUUCUUUUGAUGCAUAAUGUCCCAUGGGUCUGAGUUUCACAAUUGAAUGUGGCCCUUCUGAAAAAGUUGCUCUUGCCCUCAGAUUUUGCACUUUGAGAAACAGUGGCAAAUAGCUCUCUGCCCUCUUCCUGGAAGCCCCUGGUGGUUUACUUACUACCUCAGUUGACCAUUUCCAGUCCUGUUUUUACUCUCCUCAGAGGCAAACCUGUUCUACUUUAUAUCUUCCUCGCUGCUCUUCACUAUAUCUUUCUUUGUUGUAACCCGAGGAGAGAAUGAGCACUGCACGCUGCUCAAGUGUCAGGUACACCAGAAAUCUAUAAAAUAGUGUAAUGACACUUUCUGUUUCAUCUUCCAAGCCUUUCUGAAUAGAUGUUUAAGUUGUACUUUUAUUUUUGAACCUCCUUGAGGACUGAGCAGUAGUUUCUGUAGAAUUACCUAUAGUAAAUACUAAUUAAUUUAUAGCUGAAACACACAUACAGAGUUGCAGAGUUGGGGUUUCCUCUCUCUAUAUGCCUCAUUCUGCACUUAUCAACAUUGAAUUGGUGGUUUUGUCAUUUACACUCAAGGAAGCUGUUGCUUCUUAUUUUUCUAUUUCAUCUCCACUUUGCAUUAAUUUCUGUUCCUCACUUGCUUUCUUCUUCCACCAACACCUUUUCCAAAUCACAUCUUCUGGAUAAGCACAUUGAAUAGCAGAAACAACAAUCCUCCUUUACUAUGAAUCCUGAUAAUUUCAUAACAAUUUUUAAUUUAUUUCUGCAUUUUUAUUUUCCCCCCAUUGUUAACUAGUUGUUUACCCAUCUUAAGAUCAUAUGUUGCAAACUUUUUUCUAUCCAUGAUAGCUCAGUAGCUUUGACAGUCUUUGGGUCAAGCCCUUGUUAAAAAGGAGAACAGCAAACCGUCAUUGGCUCCUUCAAGGAGUGUUGAGGUUUGUGAAGCAACAUUUCUUGUACAAAAACUUGGCUGAACACUCUGUCAUAAGUAUUCCUAUUAUGAGUAUCCCCACUACCUACCAAUUCUAUUAUUUAUAUUUGUAAAAAUUUGCUCACUGUGAAUUUGCAUUGUUAUACACUACAAGUCUGUAACCAUGUCUAACACUAAAACUGCACCAAUUGGUGUAUGCACCAUUGCUGUGUGACAGUCACAUUGAAAUCAUGGCUGGUUGUUGAAUGAAAUAAGCCAAAGUGUAUUUCCACUGUUAUAGAUGCCCCUCACUGCAAUUCCAGGCACACUUGCCUCAAGGUCUCACACCUUUUCAGAGUGUUUUGCUAGACAUCUUUAUUGCCUGAGUACUCUAAUGUAACCAUGUUUCAGUUAUUUUCAUCUGUUGUACCCUGUGCUUCAUGUUUGUGAUACUGAUCUUCACCACCACCAGAACUUGUGGCUGUAGCAAUGGGGCUGGGUCACUGACUAAACCAAAUGUGAAAAGGAACGCACUUUAAAGUCUCCUGCUUAUGAAAUGUAUUUAUCUCUAGGAAUUUUCUGAGAACUGUGUUUUACUUGUAGAAUACCCUAAAUAUUUUACACAAAUAGGCUAUAUACUGCAUAUAUUGCAUCCAUAUAUAUAUAUAUAUAUAUAUAUAUACACAAGUAUGUGCAAAAUUACUUCUGUGUCAUUUCCUUUCUUUCAGGGCACUUUACCUAACAGAGAACCUGACUGUUCUCUGGACAAGUGGACAGCACUAGGUUUAUGUAGAAGUUGAAAGAGGAAUCUUUUGGGGUUUUACCUUUCAUUAUUAUCUGUAGUUUAUUUGGGUUAUUACUUUUCUGUCACCAGCAUCUCACAAAGGGAUUGAUUUCUGCCUUUGCUCUCCUGGUCCACAUUCUCUCCUUUGCCAUGAAGCAGAGGUAAGUUGUCAUCUUGAAUAUAUAUAGUCAAAGUACAGGGUAAUGAAAUUACCUACCUGGGGUGUCAUCACUGAACCAUAGAAUGAUUUGGGUUGGAAGGGACCUUAAAUAUCAUCUCAUUCCAACGCCUCUGGCAUGAGCAGGGACAGCUUCCACAUGGCCAGUGCCCCAUCCAGCCUGGCCUUGAACACUUCCAGGGAUGGAGAUCCACAGCCUCUCUGGACAAUCUGUUCCAGUGCCUCACCAUUCUCAAAGAAUUUCUUCCUAAUAUUCAAUCCAAACCUACUCUCCUUCAGGUUAAAGCCUGUGCUGGUUUAAAGGUAAACCGGCAGGAGAAAUUAACCCAGCUCAAAAGAGAUUAUAAGUCAGAGUUACAGUUUAAUAAAAAUAACACAAUAAAUACAAUUAUACAGACAAACAAUUGGUUUUAACCCACAAAACCCAGAUGUAUAACCCAGCACCUUGGGAAACCAACAGAAUGGUGUUCGUUGGCCUCUGUGCAGAGCCCCACAUGGUCCCCCUGAGUCCCAAGCAAAAGGAAAGGAAAACCUGUUGGUGACAGUGGUGUUGCAGUCCGGUCAACAUUGUAGUCCUCCUCUGGAUCUGACAAGUGGUACCAGAAGUACCAAGACCCCAAGAUUAUGUACACUCAGGUUCCCGUGGGAAUGCCCAGUACCUCACCCAGGGCAGAGAGUUUCACAAUGGGUGAUUGUGAGUCCUGAGAUAUUUUUGGAAUCCUUGAUGGCCCAUUAGCAGACAUGACCCCUCAGGCUAGAUGUAGAGGUGCUAAUGAGAGUUAUCACACCUGAGUCAUUGGUGUGAGGACAGGAACAUCCUCCUAUCUCACAGUCUUCUUAACACCCAGCUUAUAGCCUGAGGGGUCAGAUGUGCUCUGGAAAGCUGCUGCAAAUGGUCUAUUGUUAACAGUUCCUGGGAAAUUAUAUAGAGGGUGUAGAAUACAGUUUGGGUUACAUCCACACAGUGAUGAACUGGUCCUGGCUGCUCUAACUAGGACAAAGCAAUUGACCCUUAUCCUGUCAGUGCCUUUGCAAAAACUCCAUCUCCAGCUUUCUGGUAGGCCUACUUAAGACACUGGAAUGUGCUAUAAGAUCCUCCUGGAGCCUUCUCUACUCCAGGAUGAACAACCUCAACUCUCUCAGCCUGUCUUCAUAGGAGUUGUGCUCCAGCCCCCUGAGCAUCUCUGUGGCCCUCCUCUGGACCUGCUCAAACAGGUCCAUGUCUUUCCUGUGCCGAGGACCACAGAACUGGAAGCAGCACUCCAGGUGAGGUCACACAAGAGCAGAGUACUGGGGCAGAAUCACCUCCCUUGACUUACUGGCCACACUGCUUUGGAUGUAGCCCAGGAUAUAGUUGGCUUUCUGGGCUGCAGUCGCACAUUACUGGCUUUCAUCCACCAACACCCCCAUGCCCUUUUCCCCAGGGUUGCUCUCGAUCUAUUCAUCCCCCAGACCCUUUAUACCGGCAGUUACCUUGACCCAGGUGUAGCACCUUGCACUUGGUCUUGUUGAAUGUCAUGAGUUUCACAUAAGCCCACUUUUUUCAAGCUUCUCUAGGUCUCUCUGGAUGGCAUCCUGUACUUCAGGGGCAUCAACUGCACCACUCAGUUUGAUGUGCCAUGUGGAGUGCAUAUGGUUCCUAAACUUUAAUGGAGUUCUGAUCAGGUUCCUCUUUGCUCUCAUUUUUCUCUGGCUAAAUCCAUACUGUAUUGAACUGCUGUCCAUUAGAAUGCCCUCUAGAAAGUUACUGUUCACCCAAAUGGUUUAGAGAGGGGUUAUUUUUUUUUUUCUGGAGCUGGGGAAGGUGAAGAAUGCUGCCAGAUACUCUUUGGUAUUGGAAAGAUACCUCAGAAUGUCUCUUUCCUCUUCCAAAGCCUGGGGUUUUUGGCUGAAAUGAAAUACUGCAAAGUGGGAGAGAGAGGAUGUUUUUGCAGACUGUUCUUAGUAAAAAUUGGAUGUUUCACGGAAAUAAUUCCUAAGUUUAGCACUUAGUUGUGCUGAUGGCAUCCAGCCUGAUGCAUAGAGAUGUGUAAUGGAGUGGAUGGACUUAAUGUCUCAGUCCAACCCUGACAUCUAGUGUACAACAAAGGAAAAUUUUCCACAAAUGAAAUCCAUGUUAUCUGGGGGAGGACCAGCUUUGAAAUGUAUUUGACCUUUUUCUGUAUUUAUGAUUUUGGAGAUAACCACUUGCUUCCAGCACAGAAAUAAGUUUGUCUGUCUAGACAAAUUUUAUGAUCUUAAAUCUAUGAUGCCAUUUAAAUUUAUUAUCUGUUAACUCAUUACAAUUAUCAGCACUUGCAAAUUUAAUAUUUUUUUUCUCUGUAGUCCAUUCGUGAGCAGAGCCUUUGCUCCAGUCAUUGGAUCACUUUACUACAGCAGAAAAGUUUGUUGCUCUGAUAAACUUUUAUUUAUUGAGGAGGAGUUUUUUGUUUAUUUGAGGAGGAGUUCUUUAUUUGUUUUAGGAAAGGAUUAAAAUCUGAAUUAAAAUAUGAAUGUUAAAAUCCACAGUGAGUGAGGCACAGAAAGACUCUUGAAUAUUUAUUCCUUGAUUCCUUAUAUUUUGUGUUUUUCCUCGGGACUCCACAUUGGUCCAUCACCCCAUUAUCAUGGUUUCAAGACUAAAUUAUAUUUAUUGUGAACUUUCUGUGAAUUUUUAACUUUAUCUGACAAUCAUUCCCUUUACCUCAAACCUUUCUCCUGGUCUCUCAUAGACCUGCUAAGUAUCACUAAGAAACUCCCUUGUUAUUGAUCCUGGACUAUAGUCACAGAAUCACUGAGGCAGGAUCAAUGCUUCUGGAGUUGGCCAGUUCAAGUAGGAUCCACCAAGGAAGGUUACUCAGGGCUUUGUCCAGUUUGGUUUUGAAAAUCUCCAAGGAUGGAGAGUCUACAACCUCUCAGGACUAUCUGUGACAGUGCUUGGUAGCAAAAACAUAUUUUCUUACUUGUAAGUGGUAUUCCAUGUAUUUCAGUUUGUGCCCACUGCCUCUCGUCCUUUCAGUGGGACAUGGGAAGAGCCGGGCUCCCUCUUUAUUCCUCCCCAUCAGACAUUUACGUGCAUUAUUAUAUACAUUGAUAAUAAGUUCCCUUUAAGCUUUCUCUUCUCCAGGCUGAACAGAAUACAGAAGAACAAACCUGAGAUAGGUAUAACUUUGUUUCAGACCCUAAGACCACCUGGGGGCCUAAAUUUUUCUUUGAAGGUUGGAAAAAAAAUGACAGCUUGGAGAAAUCCAAAGCUCACUGCAGUGUGUCUCACAGUCAUGGAUACACAUGUUGCCAUUUAGAGGAUCAUUGCAGUUGAAAGAAUAAGCACAAGUGGUCCAUCAAAUGCAGUUCUUUAAUUUCUAGAAUGUGCAUAAUAAUAUAGCUGUCACUUCUCUCUCUGUCCAGUCUGUGUCUUUUAAGGAUUCUUCAGGAUGUCAGGAAUAAGGAUGGAUUAAGCUUCCCUUUGUAGCUUCUGGAUCUGACAGACUAUGUGAGUUCCUCAUGCAGGACCAGAAGCCAGUAUCAUGGGGUAGAAACUGGCUUUAAAUGUUCACUCGUUCUAUUUGUGUAUCUACAUUGCCAAAAUAUUGGUAUUUCUGUUUGCACCACCUCACUUUAAAAGGCCCAUGGCUUUUUGGGAGGGAUGUGAGGAACAGAGUAAUAUCUGUUUAUUAACUUAUCUAAAUACAAGUGAGAAGCCAAAAUUUCUAAGGUGCUUCGCUGACAUGCAUUUCUGAUUUUUGCUUGUAGAAGGUAUUGCUGGGCAAUCUCUCUGCAUACAAGAAUACUGUAAAGUCGUGUGUAAAAAGUGUAAUCUCAAAAGGUAAGGAUGGCAUAAAACAUGCAGGAAGAUGAUCUGUUAAGAUAUCUAAACAUAUCGAAUAAUUUACGUGGUCAAAGCAUUAUACAAUUAUCAACUUAUCAACCACUAAGACAAAAUUUCAAGCAGACACAAAUUCCGUGUAAGUUUUGCUAAACUUAGUGCUUGUAAAUUCUGCUUUAUCUAUGAAUAUAGUGUGACUUUACAAUAGCAUCAUGAAUGUUGCUUUGAAUUUAUUCCACCUACCUUAUGAAUCUCAUAUUUAGCACUACAGAAACCCUUUCAAAUGGUUGAUGGGCUUUCUGUAAUCUUUAGUUGAAAGUUCUUAAAGCCAUUAAAUCCCUUAGUCCAAAUUUUAUUGUAAAUGGAGACCUGUGUCUUAGCUUCUAGGUAGAUGUUAAUUGAGAAUUCUCUUCAAAAAUAUUAGCCAUUAAUGAUCUCCAGUCUUUUAUUCACUAAUUGAAUCACUUCAUUCCCCGCUGAGGGCUUGGAGUGGUUGUCCCACCCAGUGCAGACUUCUGGGGUGAGAUGCCAUUCCAGAUAAAUAUCUGAAUGCAAGCCACCUCUCCACAUACAAAGUUGUCAAUGCACAUAGCAGACAAUGUGCCUUCAGUCUGGAGCAGCCCAGUCUCAACAGUCCUAUGGAAAUGCUUAGUGUGUGUCUGUGCUUUCAGUUUCCUUUCAUUUUUGCUGUAAUGGCCAUGGGAGCCCUUUGGGGACACUGAAUACAAAUGCAUUUCUGCCCUAGAACUAACCAACUCCUGUCAUUUGUCUGGGGAGAGCAGUUUGUUUGUUUUAGCACUAUCUGGUCUUAAAGGGAGCCUGAAUGACAAUAAAUAAACCCAAUAAACCACAUUCACACCACUGUAGAGUCCACACACAAUUCUGCAAAACCUAAAGGCUUUGUUUUGGGGGAAGGGGAAUUGUCUGCCUCAUUUGAAAAAAAAAUUAUUUUAUUCCCAAACAAAGUAACAUUUAACACUUCAACUGAGUGAAAUAAAGCAUGUGGAAGCUGAGAAAUAAUUCAUCACACGGCUUCCCAGGAACAUUGCAAAACCUUCUAUUAACUUGAUUGAUCAAGUGAAAAAUUACUUUUAAUUGCUUAUGUUGCACCUGGGUGGAAGAACAGAAAAUGUUGAAUUGCCAGGUUGUAAAUAUGCAGUUUUAAAAGAAUUGCAGAAUAUGAUGUGUGUUGCAGCAUUUUUAUAUCUGGACUUCGAGUUGAUCUAUACAGAGAUGGUAAAUUAGGCUGGUGUGCCAUCAGAGAUGUCACUCAGACUGUAACUCCUCUUUGCUGAACACUGUAUAGUGCUAGGCUUAAAGGGUGCUUUCUUUUUUGUUUUGGUUGGUUUUUUUCCCCUAUUAAGCUGUGUCAGAAUUCCCCAGGCUUGGAAACAAAUCCUUUUCAGAGCAGUGAACUCAAUCGCAUCCUAUUUGUGCUCCUGCUUUGUGUUGUUAAGGACCUUCAUGUCUAAACAUGUAUAUUUUCAUGGCUAAUCCAUUACUGAUGUUCAUUUGAAUCUUUUCAGGAUUCCACACUCUCACUCUUGCUGUAUUGUGCACUGAAAAUAUUCACCAGCUUCACUGGUAAAGCUAGACUUGAGUAACAUGUAUUUUUUUUCACAUAUUUACUGUGACAUACUUUACUGUGUACCUUACGUUACUGUUGUUAUAUGAACUAUUGAUUGUUUAUAUUUUAAAUACUAUCUCACUGAUAGGUUAACAGGAUAAAAACAAGUACACCUCCUAGUUAUUAGGCAUCCCAUUAAUAAUAUAGCAGGCAUCUUGUACACUUUAAUAUGCAAUUAUUUAUUAUAAGCUUGUUGAUUAUAUCUUGAAGCUUAAUAUUUGUGAAUAGACUGCAUUCUCAUGAAAGAUGCUGGUUCAGUCACUGUGGCAAAUGAAGUCCAAACUAUUAUGGUCCUCAGCUGUCUUCCUAAGGGAGUUAAAAAGAUAACUAAAUACAGUCUGCCAGGCUAGAUGAUUUACGGUCUUAAGCUCUGCCAGGGGAGGUUUAAGUUGGAUAUCAGGAAGAAAUUUUUUACAGAGAGAGUAAUCAGACAUUGGAAUGGGCUGCUUAGGGAGGUGGUGGAUUCACCAUCCCUGGAGGCUUUUAAGAUGAGACUGGAUGUGGCGCUUAGUGCUAUGGUCUAGUAGUUGGAUCAAGGCAGUAUUGGAUCAAGGGUUGGACUUGAUGAUCUCAGAGGUCUUUUCCAGCCUGGUUGAUUCUAUGAUUCAAUGAUCUUCAACCUCUCUGCUCAGGUCCCUAAUGGCCCAGCUGACAGUGCUACUCUAUCUAGCCCAGACCUAUUAAGGUAAGCACAAACUGGCCAUUCUACCAGACUGUAGCUGGCUGUGAAAACAGUUCUUGAUUGAAUCAAUGAGGUAAACUAAUAAAAAAAAAAAUCAAAUGGUGCUGUUCCACCUUGCAAUAUGCAUAUGUCAUUGAGUAACACUAUUCCUUUUACUCAAUUUUCACUUUCCACUUUCCAAAAGAUUUUCAAUCUUUUCCACCUCUCCUAACUCACCUAGAACUCAAGUUAAAAAGUAGGUGUCAAAAGAAAUUAUUUGGAGGAAACGGAUCAACUAUCCAACUAUUUUAUCUUUCACUGACUAGUGGAGACAAUUGCCUACACUGAUGUAACAGGCAGGCAUUGCACUUCCCUGAUAUUUCUCUUCUGAGAGCUCUUCCCUCUAUCCUGAUGUGUUAGUGCUGACAGCCCUUAGAUGUAAAUUUUCAUUCUGCAGUGAAUCUCUCUUUUCAUCCUCACAAACACAAGUCAUGAGCAGAUACAGGCAGAAGAAAUUUUUGCUUUCCAUUUCAGGGUGUGGCUCCUGCCCUUGCACCUUCUCCAUCUAUCCCAUCAGCUUUGCACAUGGGAAUUUUCACUGUGGUCACUGUUAUUCCAGAAGAGGAAAGCUGGACAAAUUAGGUAAAGUGUCAGGAGAAAAAUGCAAUUUGAAUCAUUAGUUGAUGUUUUACUGCUCUGGUGUCAAGUGCCAGGUACAGUCUACGAGUGCUGUUCUUUGUAUUAACCCUUAUCACCACAUUGCACAAAGCUAGAUCUGUUCUGAGAUGGAUUCCUCAUUUACAGAAAUGCUGGGAAGUCACUUAUAGUAAACCAACAGAAUCCUUCAAACUCCAGGUGUCAGUAAAAUUUCUGUCAUCAUCUCCUAUGAUGCUUGCUGGGAAUUCAUAAGAUGCAGAUAAGCACUUGCUGAUAAUUUGAAAUCAAGUGUAUGCUUGAGAAAAUUAUUAUUUAUAAAAAUGAAAGAACUUCUAUUUCUGUGUGCUGCUACUUUGAAUGACCCAGAAUUAUUUACACUGCAUUACUGGAAAUAUCGUCGUAAUCUUAACUGUGGAUUGUGUCUCCCUCCUUUUCUUCGUCUUCCAUAAUCACUGUUUGUUCUUCUGUAAACAGCUUAGUGCCUUAAAAACACAAGGACACACAAAAAACCAACAACAACAACAACAAAAAGGAGAAAAAAAGUUGAUUUAACAUACUGCUUUUUGGAAAAUACCAGGCUAAAAAGAAAUUUUCAGUCCUCUCUUACUUCUUCAUCUGAACAUAGUUUUCCAAUAUCGUGGGAGUUACUCCUCAUUUAUUUUUAGCACAUCAGUCUCCUGGUAUUUAGUGAACUAGAACUGAAUCACUGCAUUUUUUCUAAAAUUAUUAGGCACUCUUAAAUCUAGCAUAUUUUUCCAAUCUGUGAAAAGAGAUAAUAAAGUUUUAUUUGGGAACCUCUUUCUUAAAAGGGUUUGGGGAGCUAAAUAAGGUAAAGAGCUUGCAUGAUUAAGUAAAUGCUGUGAUUAAUCUUUGUGACUGAGCUACCUUAUGUGAACAUGUAUAUAUUUCCUCUAAGUAUAUAGCCAUAUUACUUAAAUUUUUCAAGUGCAGAUGACAAAAGAGACAAAGAUUGGAACACCAACAUGACAAGUGCCAUCUCACUGAAGUUACAUAGUAUCAGUAAAUUGCAAAAACUGCUGAACAAUGUGAAAACAGACUUGGAUUUUAGAUCAUACUUUCCACAAAUCUCUGUCUCUCCUCCCUUCUCUCUGUUUCUUUUUCUCUUUUUCUCUCUUAUACUUGAACUGGUAAGUCCACCCUUUAGGUGUAUUGAGGCUUUUGUGUGAUACCAAGAUAUCACUAAUACUGUAAAUGCUCUCUUCAUUAGAAAAUAAAUACGAAAGAAGUGAGAACAAUGCAUUAGGUACAAAAUGUUCUUGAACUCUAUUGUAACAUAUUAUGCUAGAUUUGCCUGUUUCCAGUAGAAAACAAGUGACUUGUGUGAUGAAUUUUAUGCCCACAUUCCUUGGUGUGGAUGUUGAUGUAGUCUACAAACAGGAUUGAGAGAUAUCAUUGUGUUGAGACCAGUGAAAUCUCUCCCAAAUUUGGUCUCCUAAUGUUUGAUACCAGCAGAGCUGUUCUGUCAGACCAACCUGUUUUGCUUCUUUCUGCAUCAAAAACUCUUUUGCAUAGAAGGCUUUCAGUCUUGCCAAGGUCUGAAAAUAGGGCAAUACAACAGAGGAAGAUUUUCUUUAACUUUAGAGUCUUUUCAGGGGCGAUGAAUUAAUGAAAAUAUCAACCUAUACUGCCCUUCAUUUGAGUUGACUCCAGCUUCAUUUAUAUGCAGUUCUUGUGAACUAGCACUAUGAAAUAAACUGAAAGGCAUAAAUAAAUGUUAAUUUGAAACACAAAGGACUUUAUUUGUUCAAGCAGCAGUUGAGUAACCACCAUUGUUAACUGCAAUGAAUGAUGACAUUUUAUGGAGAUGGAUGUAGAUGUCCCCCACACAGACUUCUAUUUCUAUAGACAACUUAGGCAAAUACAGACAAAUUUUUUUUACUGUUGUCUUUGGGGUUUGGGUUUUGUCUUUUAAAGAAGGAGUGAAGGGUUUAUGUUGUUGGUUUUUUACAUCAUGGAGGAUCUGAGGAACAAGGAAACAUAAUUAAAGCAUGCUUAGAAUGUGAAGCUAGAAUGGAUCAUUUGAGGAGAGAUAACCUGCUUUUUGGGUAAAAUCAGGAAUAAGAGAUCAGAUAUGUACACUAAAUAAAUGGAUCAUGUCUAUUCACUUAUUUAAACGAAGAAGUGAUGAAGGAAAAAUGUGUUUAUGUAAUUCUGAUGGCCUAGUUAUAGCACAUAAACUAGUCCUUUUAGCAAUGCUGGGGACAGCUGAAAGGUAAAACCUAAGCAUAGGUCCCAGCUCUAGUUGCACAGACACUUACCACAAUGAAUGCAAGAUCAUUAUCAAUUAAACACUUUGGUGACUGAUGACCUCCAAAGGUUUCCAGUAGAGUUCAUGAUUCAGAGCUCAGAGGUGGGUGUAGCCCAGAGAUGCAGGUUAACAACUUUCCAUGGACCACUCACAAAUCAGCCUUUUAAUGCAAAACAGUGGAAAGGGUAUACAAAUGGCAGGUCAAAGCUGUAGUUAUUUGUAUAACACUGGGAAAGGAUUUUUUUCUUGGAUACAAUGCCACUGAUCAGUUGUGGAGAAAAUGUGCUUUACUGAAUGCAGUUUGGAAGUUCUGGGUGUGAACCAAAAGGAUGUGAGAAGGACAUUUGAUUUGGGAAACAUUUGUAAGUUAGUCUUUCUCUGUUUGCUGAAUAAAUAAAUCACUUAGUUUUUCUGCCUCUGUUUUCCCAGCUGUGUGUAUUAUGAAAUGCAACUCAUCUGCAGAUCUAUUUUAAGGAUUGGUAGGUUGUUCUAUUAAUAUCUGCCAAGCGGUCUGACUAAAGAAAGCAGAAGGUAAAUGUUGGAGGUGAGAAAGACCACGAGGAAAUGGAAACGGCAUAUGCAUUAUGGAAGAAUCAGGGAAAAGAAGAGGUUUCGUUUGAAGAGUGGAAAAACAACCUUGCCGACACCACUACUUGUGAUGACACCAAUGUUUGAGGGCUUUGCCGUGGUAGCUCUGCUGAAAUCAUAAAACCUAUUACUAGGUUGACUUUCCUAUUUUCCUUUCAUGGACUUGAAGCCUAGCAGGCAUAGAGACAGUGUUCCAUUGGUCAGUGUACCAAGUGGUACUGACCAAUCAUGUUCUCCCCAGUUAUCUCCUCCCUCGUUCCUACCUUGCAAUGUUUAUUCAUAUACCUUUACCCAAUCUCUGUUAGUGGAUUUGCAUGCUCCGCCCUAUCCCCGUCCAGGUUCCAGAUCCUUCCUUACUCUUCCCUAUAAAACCCACCUUUUUGUGUUAAUAAAGUUAGAUCAGCCUUGGCUGUGAAGGUG
Messenger RNA from Myiozetetes cayanensis, 14942 nucleotides. RefSeq names its product phosphodiesterase 1C (gene PDE1C). Gene Ontology annotation, biological process: signal transduction. The coding region runs from base 70 to 2559 and encodes 829 amino acids. The transcript has 20 exons. Gene Ontology annotation, molecular function: 3',5'-cyclic-nucleotide phosphodiesterase activity. NCBI's taxonomy places the organism in Eukaryota, Metazoa, Chordata, Aves, Passeriformes, Tyrannidae. The record is from RefSeq and is a predicted model, not a curated record.